Molecule: messenger RNA, 1500 nt
Organism: Talpa occidentalis (Iberian mole)
Lineage: Eukaryota; Metazoa; Chordata; Mammalia; Eulipotyphla; Talpidae
Gene: MILR1
Product: mast cell immunoglobulin like receptor 1
Exons: 6
Coding region: 167-967 (266 amino acids)
Source: RefSeq, a predicted model, not a curated record
UCUGCUAAAAAGAGCUGGUGGAAGACACAGGCAGGGCAAAGAGGCCACACACAUCAUGUCAAGUUUGUUCAGAUAACUCCGAUUUCUUUGACUUGAUCAAAGAGGAGGAAGCUCGCUGGACUCUUGCCAUCACACCACUGCACCAACGGCUUCGCCCUCCCGUCUCAUGUCUCUACAGAGGAUGUGCAGCCCCUGGAACACGCUGGGUUGGGAGCGGCAGUUUUUCUGCUGUCACAUCAAGGAUUCACUUACCAUUUUGAGGCUUCAAUCUCCAAACCGAAAGAUGAGCUGGAAAAAGAGUUUUCUCAUCUUCCUUUUCUCUCUUUUGGUCCCAAAAGGGGCAGCGGCCUGUAAGACAAUGAAAAAAACAGAAGAAUUUUCUUCUCCGUAUUUGAACUCAGAAACAAAAGCAGUCACGAGGGGUCAAAACGUCUCUCUGGUUUGUUCCAUCCAGAACAGUUCACUGCAAAUCACGUAUCGUUUGUUUCGGAACCUGUGUUGUCUGGAUACCCAGAACAAAACAGGUGACCCCAUGGUGGUUAACCUAACCAUUGCGGAAGUCCAUGAUUUGGGUCCCUACAAAUGCAAAGCUACGGUUUCCAACUGUUCGAAAUACAGUAGUGAGUUCAACUUCACCUUUGUCAAUGAAGAGCGCUGUCCUUUCUGCCUACUGCUGCUUCUUCCAGGGUUAUUAUUGGUGCUAAUAGUAAUAAUCCUAAUUCUGGCAUUUUGGAUCCUACCAAAGGACAAAGCACGAAAAACUAUGCGAGAACAGGCACCCCGGGACUGUGGAAAGACACCCGCGGAAGCUGGGAUAUAUGCAAAUAUCUGUCCAAGCCAAGCAGAGACUAGACACUCCCAGGAGAUCCAUUACUCCUCGCCCGUGUUCCAGGAGGCGGCACCCAGAGAGCGCGAAGCCUCUAAUGAUUGUAAAACGGCCUGUGUCUAUUCUGAACUCACCAUAUAAAAUUUCAAGAUACAAACUGCAACUCAGGGUAAGAUGCUUUUGUCAAGCCGGCUGACGCGGAGAAAAAGCAAACUUGACUGACACUUAAAACAUGUCUUACCUGUUUACUUAAGGUGAAUCAGGGUCCGUCAGGUCCCAGCACGCUUCCUGGCCACUCAGGUAUAUUCAAUCCCGUCAUCGCACGAGAGGUUUGUGAGGUGGGAUGCUGCCAGGUAACAGCGUUAUAAAACUAUUGCUACCUUCAGGCCUGGGCCAUCCUCCCUGCAGUCGCGUUUACAAAGAAUGAUUGGGCCUCCUGGUGGUGCAAGGGGUUAAGCACCGCACUGUGAAGCAAUCCGCAGCCUCUGCAGCACAAGUUCGAUCCCCUCCCAGCCAGGGAGCAACCCACAUGGUGCAGCAGACCUCUCCUGUCUCACCCACUGCUCCCCUCAGCAGUGUGUUUCAGUAAUCUGCCUGUUCUGUUCCCCACUCUGUCUCUGGUGGAUCCUCUCACUCCCCUACCCCUGCAUCUCUGGCCUAUACCCCAGCUCUUG